Dioscorea cayenensis subsp. rotundata (Guinea yam) is the source of this 1475-nucleotide messenger RNA. Its product is annotated as ammonium transporter 2 member 3-like. The record is from RefSeq and is a predicted model, not a curated record. Gene Ontology annotation, cellular component: plasma membrane. Gene Ontology annotation, biological process: ammonium transmembrane transport. NCBI's taxonomy places the organism in Eukaryota, Viridiplantae, Streptophyta, Magnoliopsida, Dioscoreales, Dioscoreaceae. The coding region runs from base 1 to 1416 and encodes 471 amino acids. Gene Ontology annotation, molecular function: ammonium channel activity. The transcript is spliced from 3 exons.
AUGUCCCAAGUCCUUCCAGUCACUCUCCCAACAUCCCUAACAAUCACUGAAAACCGGCCAGAUUGGCUCAACUCCGGUGACAAUGCAUGGCAACUCAUAGCUGCCUCUCUAGUAGGCUACCAAAGUGUUCCAGGCCUCAUCAUCCUCUACAGUGGAAUUGUCAAGAAGAAAUGGGCAGUGAACUCUGCAUUCAUGGCCUUAUAUGCUUUUGCUGUUGUCCUCCUCUGUUGGGUUCUUUUCUGUCACUGUAUGGCCUUUGACGAGCAACUUCUUCCGAUCAUCGGCUUCCCUGGAUCUUCGCUUGGAUCGAGCUUUCUUGAGAGCAAAAGCAUUGCAUUGUUUCCAAAUGCUACUUAUACUUUCUUUCAGUUUGCUUUUGCUGCCAUUACUGUUGUAUUGCUUGCUGGUUCACUGCUUGGGAGGAUGAACUUCUAUGCAUGGAUGUUGUUUGUGCCUUUGUGGGUCUCUUUGUCUUAUACUGUUGGUGCCUUCUCUAUUUGGGGUCAGGGUUUUCUUUAUAAAUGGGGCCUUGUGGACUUUGCUGGUGGUUAUGUUAUUCAUCUCUCUUCUGGUGUUGCUGGCUUCACUGCUGCUUACUGGGUUGGGCCUCGGUUAUCCCAUGACAGGCAACAAUUCCCACCAAACAACAUCAUCCACAUGCUUGGUGGUGCAGGGUUUCUUUGGCUGGGUUGGUCUGGUUUUAAUGGUGGUGCAUCUAGUUCAGCUGAUUUGAUUGCAUCUCUUGCUGUACUUAAUACCCACCUUUGCACUGCCACUAGUCUCUCCAUUUGGCUCUCUCUUGACAUGAUUGUUUACAAGAAGAGUUCUGUCAUUGGCGCUGUUCAAGGAAUGAUGACUGGCCUUGUUUGUAUUACUCCUGCUGCAGGUUUGGUGGAGCCAUGGGCAGCAAUGUUAAUGGGAGUCUUAUCAGGCUCAUUACCAUGGUACACAAUGAUGGUAAUCCACAAGAAGUCUUCAUUCUUACAAAAGGUAGAUGACACACUAGGAGUGCUUCACACUCAUGCAGUUGCAGGACUGCUUGGAGGAAUUCUUGGAGGAAUACUAGCACAUCCAAGACUAAUGCGUCUUCAGUAUGGAUAUCACAAGAAUCACCAUGGUUUGUUAUACAGUUUUUUACAAGGCAAUGCUGGGAAGGGAUUGCACCAACUUGGUAUUCAAAUUUUAGGGGCUAUUUUUGUCACAGUGUGGAAUUUGGUGGUGACUAGUGUUAUAUGUGUUUUGAUAAGACAAGUGGUGCAACUAAGGAUGAAAGAAGAGGACCUUAUGGUUGGUGAUGAUGCUGCUCAUGGUGAGGAGGCUUAUGCCAUUUGGGGUGAUGGUGAGAAGUCAAUAGUUUAUGUUAGAAGAGCUGUUACUCCUAAGUUGCCUGCCUUUUUCCGUUUUGAGCUUUUUUGACUUCUUGUUUUCUUCUUGAAGUGAAGUGGUUUAUGGUUAUAUAUUGUAUGUGUAAAUGA